Molecule: messenger RNA, 639 nt
Organism: Eruca vesicaria subsp. sativa (arugula)
Lineage: Eukaryota; Viridiplantae; Streptophyta; Magnoliopsida; Brassicales; Brassicaceae
Source: the annotation of a GenBank genome assembly
UGAGUCUAAUGGGCUUAUCACAAAGUCAAUAAAAUAUCAGAAGCUAAGGUUGCUGUUGGAGGAGAUCGAGGAAGAAGUAGAAAGAAGGGUGAAAAAAUGGCGAAACCAUUGGGAACUACGGGAGAGUUUUUCAAGAGAAGGGAUGAGUGGAGGAAACACCCGAUGCUUUCUAAUCAGAUGAGACACGCUCUACCUGGUCUCGGCAUCGGUGUUGGAGCCUUCUGCGUUUACCUCGUCGGCGAGCAGAUCUAUAGCAAACUCAUGGCUCCUUCUUCUCAAUCAUCGCAUCAGAAACAACCAGCUCCGUCUCACUGAGCGAUUGUUUGAUGAUGAUGAUGGUGAAACCGCAGCAGAUAAAGAGCUGAGGGAUUCACAGCUUGCCAUUUUUCUUGCUUUAUCUCAAUAAGAUGUUGAUGAAAGACAAAAGGACUUGUAUGACUUUUUGCAAUGUGGUCUUGUUUAUGUAUUGUCUUUUGGUCAGUAUUUUGAACCUCGGUCCCGAUCAGACACCAAACCGGACAAUCUUCUGGGUUACCAGGUCAUUGGAUCGACCGACCGUGGGUAAACCAUAAAUUAAUUAAUUUUAUUUAUAUAAUAAUAUGUUAGUUAUGAAAAUAAAAAUGUAAUAUCCAAACUUAC